Messenger RNA from Halichondria panicea, 3075 nucleotides. RefSeq names its product mitogen-activated protein kinase kinase kinase kinase 5-like. The coding region runs from base 264 to 2732 and encodes 822 amino acids. The record is from RefSeq and is a predicted model, not a curated record. NCBI's taxonomy places the organism in Eukaryota, Metazoa, Porifera, Demospongiae, Suberitida, Halichondriidae. Gene Ontology annotation, cellular component: cytoplasm. The transcript is spliced from 23 exons. Gene Ontology annotation, biological process: protein phosphorylation; intracellular signal transduction. Gene Ontology annotation, molecular function: MAP kinase kinase kinase kinase activity; ATP binding.
GCCAUGCCAUUGUCUCUAUCUGACACAUACGUAAGUACAUGUACAUACAGUACAGAGUAGCCAGCUUGUCUUCUAGAGUCUGCAGCAAGCCUAACACGCUUUGUCGGAUCUCUCACUAGGGGCUAAGAGGUCUCUAAAGACGUAUCAACUGCACCUUCAGCCACAAUCCAUUUGAGAAAACAUCACUCAUUAUUGGUCACACUAGUCCAGCUUGUGGACCAGCGUCCAUCUAAAACUGCUUGUUGUGCACACAGAGGCUAAGCAUGGCGGACGGCAUUUUGAACAUCAUUCAACGAAAGAAUCCUGACAAAGAAUUUGACAUCUUAAAACAGAUUGGCAGUGGAACGUAUGGAGAAGUUUACAAGGCUCGUGUGAAGGCAACAGGUCAAAUGGUAGCUUUGAAGAUAAUCAAAUUGGAGCCAGGCGAGGACUUCAACAUCAUCCAACAGGAGAUUGCUAUCCUAGCCGACUGCAAACAGCGAAACAUUGUAGGGUUCCAUGGCAGCUAUCUCAGACGAGACCGUCUAUGGAUAGCCAUGGAGUAUUGUGGAGGAGGAUCAGUGCAGGAUAUUUAUCAUGUGACCAACCAGGGGCUGAACGAGUUACAGAUUGCUUUUAUUUGUAGAGAAAUGUUGGCGGGUCUAGAGUAUUUGCACGAGCGGAACAUGAUCCACCGAGACAUCAAGGGAGCCAACAUCCUACUCACAGAUGAUGGAGAAGUCAAACUAGCUGACUUUGGUAUUGCUGCUCAGCUGACACAGACUCUGAUGAUGAAGAGGAAGUCUUUCAUUGGUACACCUUACUGGAUGGCCCCAGAGGUGGCAGCAGUAGAGAGGAAGGGAGGCUACAACCAGCAGUGUGACAUCUGGGCUGUGGGGAUCACUGCCAUUGAGUUUGCCGAGAAACAGCCACCCAUGUUUGACCUGCAUCCAAUGAGGGCGCUGUACUUGAUGACAAAGCGUAACUUUCGCUCCCCCGGCCUACAACACAAAAACAAAUGGUCUGACAACUUCCACGAUUUCCUCAGAAACGCACUCCAGAAGGAGCCCAGAAGAAGACCAACAGCUACUGAACUACUCAAGCAUGAGUUUGUGAACCGACCUGCUCUGUGCUCCACACUGACAAUCACGCUGAUCAAAGUGCUGGAGGCCCCACCCCCUAAGCCCAAGACCCCCGUCGAAGAGGACCCAGAAGAUGAGCCCGAGGAUUUUGGAGAGAAGAAGAAAAAGUUCAAGCGUAUCUCGUCAGUAAAGAACCAGGACAGAAUAUCGAGACAAACCUCUGAUGCUGAAAUGGGUGGUCUGAAUCUGCCAGUGCCCAGGAACUCUCAGGCUGGUAGACAAGACAUGCCUCCAUGGCUCGCCAGCGCUGCAGAUGCUGAGGUCGGAUACAAGCCAAGGAUCCAAAGACUCGACACUGCUCCGAUGAGUGAGGACACAGAGGAAUACUAUGACCCAGACCAGGACAAGGAUUCGUCCAAAGAACCACCCCCUCCCCCUUAUGCUCCACCCAUCCCUCCACGACAAUCACAAAAGGUUGAGGGUGCCCAGUCUCCGACUGAGAGUCCAUUAUAUGGCAACGUAGGCCAACCUCCCGUCCCUCCUCGUCACCGCCCUACACAGACCUCUCCUCAGAUUCCACCAUUGCCACCAAGGUCUACAAAGACGAAUGGCCCCAGCCGCCCUACGAGGCAGUCAGAGAGUGGCAGAGCAUAUUUCUCCAAGAUCUUCAAUGGGUGUCCGCUUCACCUAACCUGUGCAGCAGCAUGGACCCACCCUACCACAAAGAAACAGUACGUGAUGCUGGGUGCCGAGGAGGGCCUCUUCUCCCUGCUAGUCACCGACAACCCUGAGCCAGUCAUGGAACAAGUCUCCUCUCGAGCCUGCCAUUGGCUGCGUGUAGUUGAGUCUGCUCUAGUCUGGCUGGCGGGCUCCAGUCGCCACAUCAACAUGACCAACCUCGUCCUCUUGUUCCAGACUGAUGCUUCGAAGGCCAGCAUCCCUCAUGCAAGCUAUGGCCGGUCCAAGACCCACACCACCAGAGUGCCAGACUCCAAGGGCUCCUCUCACUGCUGCGUGGUUCGGAACCCGUUCACUGAGCAGCGGUACCUGGUAGCAGCAGUGUCUCGAGGACUACUCCUCAUGCAGUGGUUCCAGCCCCAUCAGAUCUUCAAACAUGUCAUGCACUUUGAGUGCCAACUACCCCAGCCACUAGUCAGCUUGGAGGCCUUCAUUGAUGACAAGGAAGAGUACCCUUCUGUCUGCUACGGAAUAAAAAUUCUUGCGGACUCUUCCAUCUAUUUCGAGAGCAUCAACCUGAACACAGCGUCCAACUGGUACACAGACAAGCCAGACGGGAAGGAUCUCUCCAUACUCUCUCUACAGCAGCUAGAGAAAGACACCUUCUUUGUUGGGCUCGAACAUAAGGCAAUGUUUGUGGACAGACAAGGCAAACUAAAGCCCAGCCAACUCCAGGCAUCGGAACUGAACUUCGACAAGCCGUCAGAAAGGAUGGUGCAUCUGUCCAACUGUGUGCUGAGCUUCCACAGGCACGGGAUGCAGGGGAAGUCCCUAGCCACACAACAAGUCACGGCUGAAGUUGCCGACGGCACCAAAGUCUUCCACUUACUCGGAUCACACGGGACUAUCAUAAUCGAGACUCGACCCCUCACUGACCCCAGUGCCCCCUCAAAUAUCUACAUUCUCGUGUCAGAAGACAGUCCGCAAAAUUGAAUCAAAUUUCCCCUCUCCUGUGACACUUUAGUAAUUCUUUGUACACUGCUCAGUAAUUCAGUAAUCUAUUGUGUGCUUAUUGAGUGUAUUGACAUUGCACUCAGUAAUUAUAGUUCAUUCAACUGCACUGUGUGUAGUAGUCAGCAAUUUUACUUUCUUGUGUACCAACUUCUGCAAUAGUGUUCAUGUUUUGGUAUUUGUAAGAAAGUGUAUAGUUUUGUAGAAUUGUAGCAUAAUGAGAUAUAAACUAUAGUUUUGUUAUUUUUAAGUUUGUUUGUUUUGCCUUGUGCAUGUAUUUCAAUUAAUUUUGAACUUACGAUACAUGUAUAUUAACGAGAAUGAA